Messenger RNA from Drosophila miranda, 789 nucleotides. Its product is annotated as collagen alpha-1(XVII) chain. The record is from RefSeq and is a predicted model, not a curated record. The transcript has 2 exons. Lineage: Eukaryota; Metazoa; Arthropoda; Insecta; Diptera; Drosophilidae. Bases 1 to 789 code for a protein of 262 amino acids.
AUGAAGCCAAGUGUGCAAAUAUUCGUUCUUUUGUGCCUCUCCUGUGCCCUGAUCGAUGCCCGUCUUUCGGGUCUGCGCCGUGUCCAUGGCUCUGGUCGCAGUGCCCUGGAGGAGCCACAGAUUGUGAUUUUCUCCUCCCAGGGAGAGCCCAUCAAGCGAUCAGACGACGAAGAAGUCACCUUCCAGGAGCCACAAAUCAUCGAAGCCGAAACCGAGGCAGAGAAAGACAGUCGCAAGGUCCCCGACUAUCUGUACUCCAAUUCCAUGCCGCUGGUCAACGAUCAGAAUGUCAAGUAUGUGGUGCCCCAAGUGGCCGCCUAUCCGGUGGCCUAUGGCCCCUCCAUCGUCACCAAUCGCAACGGCAUACAGAGCCAGAACCAAAACCGCAUCAAUCCGGGUCUGUCUUAUGUGAUGGUGCCACGUGUCCAGCUCGGGUUCAAUCUCCAAGGACAAUCGGGCUUCAAUUGGCCCAACGUGAAUCUCCUGAAUCCCUCUUCGGUUGGCGAUUCUGCUGCUGAGAAGGAGGAACCUUUGGGUCCCACUGCAUACAUUCCCAUUCCAGUGCCCGGGCCACCCGGUCCCCCGGGGCCGCCCGGCCCGCCCGGCAUGCGUGGCCCGGCCGGACCCACGGGUCCGCGUGGUCACCGAGGCCCCCCGGGCGAAUCUCAGCCCCAGAAGCCCUCCCAGAAUACCCCGCAGAGCAUUUGGUAUACGCAGACGAGCAGCAAUCAUAAUAAUAAUAAUAAGCCGCAAUAUUCUGAACACUUUUCGAAUGGUUAUCAAAGUUAA